This is a messenger RNA of Babesia microti strain RI, 1521 nucleotides long. Its product is annotated as DNA-directed RNA polymerase subunit alpha. Gene Ontology annotation, molecular function: protein dimerization activity; DNA-directed RNA polymerase activity. The record is from RefSeq and is a predicted model, not a curated record. Gene Ontology annotation, biological process: DNA-templated transcription. The transcript is spliced from 6 exons. The coding region runs from base 1 to 1521 and encodes 506 amino acids. Lineage: Eukaryota; Apicomplexa; Aconoidasida; Piroplasmida; Babesiidae.
AUGUCAAUUAGACAAUGCAGACUACUCAUUUUUUUACACACAAUCCUAAAUUUCUACAUUCAAUAUACAUACACCUUCACAUGUGCGAACAAUUGUAGACUAAACACGCCUUAUUACAAAAACAUUUUAUAUCGCAAUAAAAAAACAUGCCGCCUAUAUGAAAAACAAUCAAAUUUCCCCUAUGGGGAAUUACCUCCCCUUGAGACCGAUGAUUAUAGACCAUGGUCAAUGGAUGCUAUUGAAGAUUUGAAACCGAAGGAGGAUUAUAUCCCGAGGCAUUACACAUUGAAAGAGAUUGAAGAAUUCUUCAUUAAACACAAUAAAAAUGUUAGAAAGAAUGUCAAGAAAGUAUCUAUGAGUGAAUAUUCUAAGUUUACUGGCAGUAAUAUUAAGAGUUAUGGAUUUAAAAUAAAACAAAUCCAACCCUUAAGGCAUCAUCGUGGCAAGAUCUUCACAUUCUAUUACCUUCAUUCUUUGCAUACGGAUGUUAUGGCUAGGCUUAUGAAUGCUUUCCACAGGAUUGUACAUAGGUUUACUGGAGGAGGAAGGGCCACCGCCCUUAGGAUACCCGGACUGGUUAAUGAAUGCUAUAAUGUCGUUGGCUUGAGGGAAGAUUAUUUUGACCUUUGUAAUAAUCUAAGGAACGUCAUUUUACGUAAUGUACCUGCGUCUGCCACAUUUGAGAAGCCUUUGAUAGGAAAAUUCCGAAUCAAAGGGCCAAUGAUUGUCGUCGCAGGGCACAUGAAAUUCGACGAAUCUAGCAGCGAGAAUGCCAAAAAUGUCGAGAUUAUCAACAAAAAUCAGUACAUUUGUACACUAUCACCUAAUAGCUAUUUGGCCAUGGAUGUAAAGAUUGAAUACAUGGAUAGGUAUGUCAUGACCGAGUAUGGCCCAGAAUCGAUUAAUCGAGACAUAACAGACGAUGGUUUUAUCCAUUUUAACAGCGAAGUUAAACCAGUAGAAAUUUUUGGUUAUUCUGGAGAAAGACGAGGUCUAAAUAUGGAUAUAUUGACUGAGUUUGUAACUUUGCAAUUGCACACAGAUGGCACAAUAACUCCAAGAAUGGUUCUUAUUCGUGCUGCUUCUUUCAUGCGACAUUGGGUACAACAGUCACUUAAAGCUAUACAUACAGAUUUCGGAUAUGAUGUAUAUGCCAUAAGGGAUGAACAAAAUAAAGAUAUCGAAGAAUACACAAACCCCGAAAUGUACACAAAUGUGCCGUGGAAUCCUUACAGGAGACCCCGGGAAAAAGUUAUGCAAAAGGUCAAGUGGUUCUAUCGCAAUGAUGUGUUAAGACAGUAUCGCAUAGAUCCAGAAUCAAAGAUUGCCAAACAGGAGCAGUACGAGAAGUGGAAGAAACUACUAGAGACAAAACCUGACACAAUAAUGGACAAUAUAUGCAUUCAAGAACAGAUAAAGAAGAAUAGGGAACAAUUUUUCAGGGAAUUUGAAAACGUUCCACAUUGGGUAUUUCAAGAUCCUCUAGGCCCCGGAGAUAUCAGUCAAAAGAAGAUUUUCUAG